AUGAGUGAGCUCCGUCUGAAUCUGCCUCCUUUGCCGCGCGACGGCUUUGAACCGAACCACCUCGACCUCCGCUUAGAAGCACAGCGUCUGCACUGCCAGCAGCUCUUUUUACACCUUCUGGCUAUUUCAAUCAUGAGUCUCAACAGAUCUAAAAAGCCGUAUAGCCGACCCGCAUCCCGCCCGCGAGGCUCAGAGGGCGAAUGGCUUCAUGACAAAGCUCCUGGAGUGUCUCCAGCCGCUUCCAACAUCAACGCAACCUCGACCAUUCCCACUUCGAAGCUUAUUAUCUCGAACCUGCACUACGAAUUGACACCCAAAGACCUGACUCAAAUCUUUGGACAAAUUGGCACGCUUGUUCGUGAGCCAUUGAUCAGGUACGACCGCAGCGGCCGUUCGUCCGGUGUAGCCAUCAUCACCUUUGAAACGUCCGAGGAUGCUGCAGCUGCGAAGCAGCGGUUUGACGGAAAAUUGGCCAAGGGUCAACCUAUGUCGAUUGCAUUCCACGCGGGUGCACCACAUCGCCCACGGCAGAACCGCGCGGCCAGCGCACCGUCAUCCCUCCUUAACCGCAUACAAAAGCCACCUCUGCUCGAUCGACUGGGCGGCAAGGGUGCAAAAAGCCAGGCGCCAGCGCCUGCUAUUAGGACUGGACCGGGACCUAUCCGGACGAAGGCGGCUCGCCCCCCACGAGUGCCCAAGAAACCGAAGACGGCGGCGGAGCUUGAUAUGGAGAUUGAUGCAUUCAUGAAGGACGAUGUUGCACCCACACCGGCCGCGCCGCCGCCGCCGCCGCCGACGUCUGCAGCUGCGCCUGUCGAGGAGGAUGUCGAGAUGGCGUGA
This is a messenger RNA of Sparassis crispa, 840 nucleotides long. RefSeq lists its product as hypothetical. The record is from RefSeq and is a predicted model, not a curated record. NCBI's taxonomy places the organism in Eukaryota, Fungi, Basidiomycota, Agaricomycetes, Polyporales, Sparassidaceae. Gene Ontology annotation, cellular component: nucleus. The coding region runs from base 1 to 840 and encodes 279 amino acids. The transcript has 6 exons. Gene Ontology annotation, molecular function: mRNA binding. Gene Ontology annotation, biological process: mRNA export from nucleus.